GGACGUUACGAUGCUAGAUUUCGGGUUUUUGUUAGGCAGCUCUCUUGGACCUUUAUGAUUCCGUGGUUUGAGAUUGAAUUAUUUGAAGAGAGUUGUUUGCAGAAAAUUAUAGAGUUUACUGAAGCAGAGGAAGAAGAAAAGCUGGAACUAAGAAAUAAAGCAUCCGGAAAGGCGAGAAAAUAUUGGAUAAUAGGAGUUGCAGGUGUCGGUGGAGGUUUUGCUAUGGCAUUAACAGGUGGUUUAGCUGCUCCGCUUAUUGCAGCUGGUGGUGGAGCACUAUUAGCGUCUGCAAGUGCGCCAGUAAUCAGUCCAAACUUCGGUACUAGUUUACUGACUAAGUUAUUUGGAAUCCAAGAAAAUCAUUUAGCGUAUUUUAAAACUGAAAGGCAUUUUGGCCGUUCAAGUAAUUGCGAAUUUGACGUCUUAACUUCUGGACAGGAGUUACAUUUCACAAUUGCUAUUUCUGGUUACUUGACUAGAAAUUCUGAUAGCGACUUCUACAAACAAUGGUCGAUGCUUUACCUCAGCAAAGAACAAUAUAUCCUUAAAUGGGAAAGACGUCAUUUAGCUAAUUUUGGUACGAUCAUUGAAGAUAUACUAAAAGAAUUAGUUGUUGAGGAAGGAUCAGGAAUUUUACAGCAAACGGCUAUACCGGGCCUUCAUUCACUAAUAUCUUUGCCUGCACAACUUUCAAAAGCAGCUUAUAAGCUAGAAAAACCCUGGAGUACUUGCGUCAAAUAUGCCAAAAAGGUUGGUAAACAAUUAGCAACCGUCUUAAUGAAAAGAAUGGGAGGCUCGAGACCUGUUAGUCUGAUUGGUUUCAGUCUUGGUGCAAGUGUUAUAUAUUAUUGCUUAGAAGAAUUACAAAAACAGCCAAAUAAUAAAGGCAUUAUUGAGAGUGUUACAUUGCUAGGAGCACCUAUUGAACGAAAUUCGGACGAAUGGGAGCAAGUGGUAGAUAUAAUUGCUGGAAAAAUCAUAAACGCCUACUGUAGCAAUGAUUGGAUAUUGCAAACAAUUUUCAGAGCUACCACGAAUCGAGCUAAUAUAGCGGGUCUAUCGCCUAUUGUAUGUUCAAAAGGGAGAAUUCUCAAUGUUAAUUUAUCAGAACACGUUACGAAUCAUAUGGAUUAUACUGUGAAAAUGAAAGAUAUUUUAGAGUUGCUGAGAAUACCAACU
Molecule: messenger RNA, 1179 nt
Organism: Trichoplax adhaerens
Lineage: Eukaryota; Metazoa; Placozoa; Uniplacotomia; Trichoplacea; Trichoplacidae
Exons: 2
Source: RefSeq, a predicted model, not a curated record